CUCAUCAACUUCAACCACAGCCUGGUAUUCAUCUAAGCCAAAUCGAACCGGAGCCAAGACCACGAGUCUAGUUUAUGCGGUAUCUGACUUUCUACUCCGUGUAGUAAAACAUAAUCGUAAAUCUGCCCCCAUCCUCUUUGCCCGACUCCACACCCACUUCACUUUUAAAUCAUCCCAUUUCUGCAACAUGACAAUAUUCAACCCCCGAUCCGGCAAUUUCUACAUAUUGUAUGCCCAUUUGUCCCUUUUUUAAUGAGAGCUGACGUCAACUUAACAUCGCUUGUCACCUCAUUGCAACGGUCAUUAGUACCAGCAGCUGGGCUUCCUAGCAUCACACUGCCACUUCCAUAACGUUCAAUGUCGAUCUCUUGUUAAUUUGGUUAUCAUGCCAUGGCUUGGCCAAGAACAACAUCACUUGCCAAGUCACCCUCAUUGCAACAAUACGAAAAAAACUGGUCAUUGCCGGCACUUGCAUUACACUGCCACUCCCAUUAGGUGCCGACAGGUCUCCUGUUGAUUUGAUAUCAUGCCAGUACCUUGGCCAGGAACAGCCACCGCAUGAGCUAUAAGACUAGCAGCAUGCCGCGCACCAGAGAAAACUUACCUUCAUCAACCAUUCACUCCUGCUUUCUCAAUACCAUAUUCUACUGCAGCCACUUAUAGCAACACUGCAACAUGGUCGGACGCAAUAUCGCCGCGCUCGGCAUCACUAUGAUUGUUAGUGCCAUGACAGCCACAGCACAGAACAUGUCCUUCGGAGCCGACAACUUCUAUGUUAGCAAUAUUGUCACGAUGCAGCCAAUUUUCUUCCCCAACCAGUUCAACAUGACUAUCGCUGGAAACCUCUUCAUUCCGAACAACCUCAGCGGUAAUGCGUCGGCCAUUGUUAUCGGGCCUCCUCUCGGCGCAGUGAAGGAACAGAGCGCGAACCUUUAUGCUACAAAGUUGGCUGAGCAGGGUUUCGUGACGAUUUCUAUCGAUCCUGCAUACUGGGGCGCCAGUGACGGUGUGCCGCGACAAGCAGUGUUGCCAGAAAUGUAUGCAGAGUCGUUCAGUGCAGCAGUGGACUAUCUGACUUUGCAAAAUCUCGUCGAUCGCGAGCGGAUUGGUGCUCUUGGAAUUUGCGGCAGCGGUUCAUGGGUGAUCAGUGCCGCAAAGAUGGAUACUCGUAUCAAGGCUGUCGCGACUGUAAGCAUGUAUAAUAUGGGCGCUGCUUAUCGCGACGGGAUGCGACUUUCGAUCAGUUUCAAGCAACAACAGGCCAUGAUUGCCAUGGGAGCUGCCCAACGACAAGUUGAAGUCGAUGGCGGCGCGACUGCUUACACCGGAGGCACCCCCCAGAGACUCACAGAAAACUCCACUGCAAUCGAUCGAGAAUUCUUCGACUUCUACCGCACUUCACGUGGCGAGUUCACGCCAGCAAGCUCGUCGCCCACACUCACAACACACCCAACGACCUCGUCUGCCUUCAGAAUGAACAAUUACUGGCCACUGGCUGGAAUGGACAUUAUAUCGCCGCGUCCAGUCAUGUUCGUCGCAGGCACCCAGGCACACUCGCGCGAGUUCGCUGAGGAUGCUUACUACCUUUCAGGUUAUCCUAAGGAGUUGGUCUGGGUCGAACGCGCUGGCCAUGUUGACUUGUAUGACCGAACAGAGCUCAUCCCAUUCGGAAAGUUCACUACCUUCUUCCGUAGCAGUCUCAGCGCUCCGGUCGCCAAUAACGUCACUAUCAGCGCCCGACGUCUUUGAAACCAGCAGUCUACCUCGAUUCUCAAUUCUGAAAGAUUAUAUUCUUUUUUGAUUGAAUAGUUAGUUAUAAGCCUAGGAAGUUUGAAUAAAAGAUGUUGAAUGUUUAAACUUAUAUUGAAUUUCAAGAUGAUGAAGUUUUG
This is a messenger RNA of Sclerotinia trifoliorum, 1889 nucleotides long. The record is from the annotation of a GenBank genome assembly. Lineage: Eukaryota; Fungi; Ascomycota; Leotiomycetes; Helotiales; Sclerotiniaceae.